AUGGGCGACUUUGCCUUUGGCCGCACGCCCGAGAUGGCCCGGACAGAGGAAUGGAAGACGGCAGUGCGCAAUCUCAAGCGGGGGAUGGCGCUGCUGGGUCCGUUCAGUCCUGUGCCGUGGCUGUUGAAGAUUGGCUUCAGCAUUCCGCGGUUAUGGAUCGUUCGCGAUUUUCGGGAUAUGGUCGAGUGGUGCAAGCAGUGUAUGAGACAGAGGAUGAAGAUGACGGUCGAUAAGCCGGAUAUCGCCUCCUGGUUAAUCGAGGCUUCCAAAGCCGACAGCAAGACGAUUUUCUCGGGCAACAUGGACUGGAUCCAAGGCGACUCCAUCACGAUGAUCGUGGCCGGAAGUGACACUGUCGCACCCAGCUUGGUCUUCGCCUUCUAUCACCUCGCCCGAGACCCCCAGCACGCGGACAAGAUCCGCCAGGAAUUGCAAACCGUCGAGUCGAUCUACGACACGGCCGCGCUGCAGAAACUCAAGCAUCUGGCCGCGUUCACCAACGAGAUUCUGCGCCUGUACCCGCCGACUCCGACGGGGGGAUACCGGAUUUCGCCGCCGCAGGGGCUGACGAUCGCAGGGCGAUACAUCCCGGGGAAUACGACGAUCGUCGCGCCGAAAUACCACAUUGCAAGGCUGGAAUCCUGCUUCGAGCGCGCAAACGAAUUCAUCCCCGAACGAUGGUACAGUCGCCCGGAGAUGGUGAAAGACCGACGCGCCUUCUCUCCGUUCGCGCAGGGCCGGUAUUCCUGCCUAGGCAAGAACCUGGCGCUGGCAGAGCUGCAUUUCAUGAUCGCGCUGUUUGCGUCCAGGUACAAGAUCCGGUUCCCCGAGGGGGAUGACGGGUCGCGGGUGGUGACGGAGAUGAAGGACUGUUUUACGGCGAAUCCGGGGCCGUUGAAGUUGGUGUUUGAGCCGUUGGCAGGCCAGGAAUGA
Messenger RNA from Rasamsonia emersonii CBS 393.64, 933 nucleotides. RefSeq lists its product as uncharacterized. The record is from RefSeq and is a predicted model, not a curated record. The transcript is spliced from 4 exons. Gene Ontology annotation, molecular function: heme binding; oxidoreductase activity, acting on paired donors, with incorporation or reduction of molecular oxygen; iron ion binding. Lineage: Eukaryota; Fungi; Ascomycota; Eurotiomycetes; Eurotiales; Trichocomaceae. The coding region runs from base 1 to 933 and encodes 310 amino acids.